Molecule: messenger RNA, 1212 nt
Organism: Asterias rubens (European starfish)
Lineage: Eukaryota; Metazoa; Echinodermata; Asteroidea; Forcipulatida; Asteriidae
Product: cofilin-like
Exons: 4
Coding region: 105-713 (202 amino acids)
Biological process (GO): cell motility; actin filament depolymerization; actin filament severing
Cellular component (GO): cytoplasm; actin cortical patch; actin cytoskeleton
Molecular function (GO): actin filament binding
Source: RefSeq, a predicted model, not a curated record
CAACGCACCACAGGGUCCAAGGAAGUGCUGAAAACAACGCCAGUUUCAUCCAGUUGUGGUAGACUUUCCGUGAGAGCGCUAAAACGGUAACAGGGAACAUCAUCAUGUUUGCAAUCAGAGCUGUGCUUUUUUUUCCGUUGGUGAUCAACGUCUUGGUGAAUGGAUACCAGGAAGAUAACGCGAAUGGAGAGUUAAAAGUCCUCCUAAAGCGCCUUCAGGAGCGUCUUGAAGAUGAAGAGCGAGGCUAUGAACUCCAGGACUUGAAAGAAAGAUGGGGGAGUAUGAGUGGAGUUGAAGUUGGUCCUGAUGUUUCCGCAACCUGUAAUGACAUGAUGCUAACCAACAACUAUAAGUGGGUUACUUUUAAAAUAGAGAAUAGCGUAGUUGUCUUGGAUAAAACUUCUGCCCCAAGAGGUAUAGAAGACGACGAAGCUCAGUUCAAUGAGAUGAAGAACGCACUUACUUCUCAACCACGAUACGUUUUCUUUGACUUUUAUAUCACCUCGAACACUGGUCAUGAGAUAAGGAAAGUUGUUCUUGUUCUCUGGAUCGAUGAAAAGAGGAGUAGAUUUUUCGACAGGAUGGCAUAUGCAUCCAAUGAAAACAACGUUAAGGACGCUUGUCCAGGUCUUAGCAUGGAUUUCAGCGCUGGAAGCAAGAGCGAUUUGAACUACGAAACAUACCGGGCCAAGGUUAUGAAGUUGUCUCGUUAAUUAUCAAAGAUAGCAAGAUCCGGAUUGGGCGCCGUACAAUGUAGUUGCACCAGCAAAACUUAUAAUGAUUAUAUCACCGCAUCAUUUUAAUAACCUAGCCUAGGCUUAUUUCACGGCAUUUCAAGGGAUUAACUGAUAAGAUUCUGGAAGUUUGAGGACAGAAAAUGUUUGUAAGUCAUUUGAGGUAAUCAAAAUUGGUGGAGGUUUCUUUAAAGGGGCUAUUAUACCUUUGGUAAUGACUCUGAAAUGUAGGCCUAAUGGCAAUUAACAAGUAAGAAGUAGGCCUACAACAGCUUUAUAUAAUAUAGUAUAUUGCAUUAAUGCGGGUAAUAUGGAAAAAUGUAUCACUUUUAUACCUGAAGUUUUGAAUCUGAGAAGCGUUACUGGCAGUAAUUUUUCUCAGAGUGUGUUUUCUAACCGCUCGAGAUUUCCGACAAUACCUCAACAACCGGAACUAUAAUUCCUUUUGAAAUGAAAUCUUCACAGCUUAUUUUUAUGG